Uncinocarpus reesii 1704 is the source of this 2007-nucleotide messenger RNA. RefSeq lists its product as uncharacterized. The record is from RefSeq and is a predicted model, not a curated record. Lineage: Eukaryota; Fungi; Ascomycota; Eurotiomycetes; Onygenales; Onygenaceae. The coding region runs from base 1 to 2007 and encodes 668 amino acids. The transcript is spliced from 3 exons.
AUGCCUCCCGCCACCAGACAAUCGAUAAGGGAGAUGGAAGAAACGCAUAUACUUGAGGAUGAGCUGGCUUAUGAAGUUGAGCAAAAUAAUCAAGGAACCAAAAGGAAACGGGCUGAAAACGGCGGUACCGGUGCAGAGGCACCUAAAUAUAAAGAUGACGAUGAUGCUUCCAAUUUUAGCGACGCAACCGGCAGCGCAACUAAAGCUCCGGCAGCAAAGAGAAAAAGAGGCGGGAAAAGUGGUGCCUCCAGUCAAGCUGCAAAUAAGCCCAAACCGAAGAAGUCUAUCAAUCAAUUGGUACAAGAGGGUAGAAACGCUCGUAAAGCAUUAAAAGCCUCCGAAAAACGCGUGUUGGAAUUAGAAGAGCAAGUGAACAAGUUGCAUCAGUCGAUUCUAGAUAUUCAAAAACGUUAUAGGCACCUCAGGACGGACGACCAGGUCAUUCGAGACUCCCUUUUCAAGAUUAUUCAAGAGUGCCAAAGCUGGGCUAAGGAGCACAGCCUUGUUACGGCCGUUAACAGUGAUGUUUCACCUGCUCUCGCAAGACUGAUGGGAGGAUCCAAUGCAGAGAUGCCAUGUCGAGAUAUUGAAAAUGCAGUGGCUGUUUUUCAACUUCUACGCCGGGGACCGUACAUGCUGCUGCAAACGGUUCUCUCUCACUUCAUUUGCAAUAACAUCAUUGUCCAGCCUUUCCAUUUUCUGGAAGGCCACUCAGCCAAUGUACAGAAAAUGGCUGACAUUUUCAAUAGCCUACUCCCAAAAAAAUACAAAGGCAGAAUGAACGAAUGGGUUGGGCAGACAGUGAGCUUGUUUCGUGCAGAUGAAAUAGACGGUGGUUAUUGUUAUCCAAAAGAUUCAUGGACCCGACUCCAGAGCUUGAGGCAAAAAUGCUACUCAGAAAUGGUUACAUCUUUUCUAAAGGGCGCACAAUGCAUUAUGAAACCUACAAGCAAUGCGUCACAAGAGAAUACUCGCUAUCUUAGGCUCUACAGCAUUAUACGGCAAACAAGCGACGUCGCCUUGAUGCUUUGGGAACAGCGUCUUCCCGUCAGGUGCCUUUCUUCCAUCUCGCCUCAGUUGAGCGAAUUCGAAAACGGCUCGGACUUGAUGAAGGCGCACCAUGCAAUGCUACUUAGUGCAGAAAACACAACUCUGAAUGGGAAUAAUAUCGCAUGCGUUAUUACUCCGGCUAUUGUGUCACUUCGGGACAUCAGGACACCGCACGAGUAUAGGAUAUGGUCUCAAGCGAUAGUGUGGGCGGAGGGAUGGCAAGAGUCUCAGGCUAUUAAAACCAAAACAGCCAAGGAACCUAGCAUUGUGAAUACGGAUAUAAAUGUUGCUAAACCUUGCAACAGCGAGCAAUCGGGCCAAGGCAAGCCACUGCAAGAAGAAUACCAAAACCAGGAAGGAAGUGCAAAGGUUUUCUGCGGCCCGGAUCCUUCAGCUCAGGUGGUUGAAGGCCCUGGAUUACAAACAGACGUUGUGGGCGCUGGAGAUCCAAGGAUUGCAGCAUCUACGGAGGAUAUGGAUCAAAAGAUUCUGGGGGGCAUAGAAAAGGAAGACCUCCCAGACAAAGUGCAUCAAUCACAAGAGAAGACUGAUCUUGUCAAAGGUUGCCAUGACAUAACCGCGAUCACUUCUCCUACCACUGCAGAUUCUGAACCUAGCCAAAAUUGUCCAUCCCGACCUCAUGCCUCUGAUAGCAACGGAAGCGAAUUUCCGGGGCCUGCUCCACAAGCAGCAACGCUGACAAUGCCAAACGAUUUGCACCCAAAUGUGUCUCCGCCCCAACUGAAUACGGACAUGCUCAGAUCCAGAGAGAGUCAAGGGACCAUGGGACAAAUCGUCCACCGAGAUGAUACCACCAGAAACGACUUGACAGGUUUAAUCAAAAGCGAGCCACAUGAACCGACGGGGCACACGGACACUCCCAAUGCCGUAGCUGAGCCAAAUCGUUCGGAAGGGGGAGUGCCCCUACUUGAUGACUGGUCUAGAUAUCAAAAUUGA